Messenger RNA from Bipolaris oryzae ATCC 44560, 417 nucleotides. RefSeq lists its product as uncharacterized. The record is from RefSeq and is a predicted model, not a curated record. The coding region runs from base 1 to 417 and encodes 138 amino acids. NCBI's taxonomy places the organism in Eukaryota, Fungi, Ascomycota, Dothideomycetes, Pleosporales, Pleosporaceae. The transcript is spliced from 3 exons.
AUGUCGUACUACACGUUGUCGAUCGGAAUCUAUAGGUAUAGAGAAGACCCGAACCACCGCUCCCAUUGGGGUUUUCUGAUUUUCCGUCAGGGAAACGAAGUUGGAAACCUCCUGCACGUACAGUUGAUGUCUUUCGAAGGAUUGAUUUAUCAGUUCGAAACUCGCAGCGGAAGGGUACUUUUAGGUUAUAUCGAACCGACAAAGUAUAAUCAGGUUGUGGAUAUCAUAUCAAAAGAACCAGCACCGCGGAACAAUAAAGAUCGAUGUCAAGACUGGACUCUAGAUUGCGUGAUUGCACUCGAAGCUGAGGAAUUACUCCCUGCCGGUACCUCAGGUUGGAUUGAAGGAAUCGUCGGGAAGCCUUCUAAAGACGUUGCAGCAGCAGUGGGUGGGAGAUGGACCGCAGCAAGAAGGUAG